Messenger RNA from Ruditapes philippinarum (Manila clam), 836 nucleotides. RefSeq lists its product as uncharacterized. The transcript has 3 exons. The record is from RefSeq and is a predicted model, not a curated record. Lineage: Eukaryota; Metazoa; Mollusca; Bivalvia; Venerida; Veneridae. The coding region runs from base 20 to 559 and encodes 179 amino acids.
AUUGCUAAAAUAUGCACAAAUGUUUGAGGAGGAUACAGUUCUGCAUUUUGUCCAGAAGACGACAAUAAUCAAUGACAGAUUUACUCUAGUUCAGUUUCAUAUAAAAGGUAAAGGGAUUUCAGAGACUGGCCAGCUGGAAAGGUUUCGGAGUGAAGUAUCCAGGCUACUGCUUUGUCCUAUACAGGAAGUGAUCAUCAGUGGCAUACAAGCAACAAACAGCACUAUCUUAACACUCAUGAUUCCAACUUUGUAUGCUAAUUUCCUGGCAAAACAAUUAGAAAAACAAAGUCAACGCAUCAUUAGCUCAUUUUUGCUACUAAACGUCGACUUAGUUAUCUCCGAUAAAAAUGAGUUUGAGCUUCAAGUCAAAGGAGAGUUGUAUGAAGCCAGGAAAAGAAGUACCAAACAUAAACCAGGUCAAUCUACAAAACCCGAAAGAAGUACACCUAAACGAAGAAUGGACAAGGAACAAACAAAAAACGCACAACCAUGGAAGAAGAUUAAAAGAACACAGGAAAAGAAAGAAGUCAUGCAAGAAGUAUGCUGUCCCCUUUACUGAUUACUCACGAUAGAAUACAAUAUAACAACAACAAGAAAGAAAACUUUAUAUUAUAAUGUAUGUUAAAAAUCCACACAGAAUAAAGAAAUUAUUUUUUACUUUUAGUGGUUAGCAUUUAUUUUAGACCCAAAUUUAGUUCUAAAAUAUCCUUAAAAAUGAGAUAGUAUAAUUUUAUUUACUUUAUAAAAUAUGAAUUUCUGAUGUCAACUCCAUUAAUGAAAUUUUAAGGGCCUUAUACAUUGAUUUAUGCAUUAACACGUGUUGAUAAGUUGCAUUA